CGCGAGGAGACCCCGCGACUUCUGGCUCAGCGCAACCUGGACGGGACGGGUGCCAAAGACCACAUCACCAUGCCCGAGGGAGCCCUCAGGGGCAGCACCAAGAAAAGAGGAAAGGCAGCAUCCAGGCCCUCGUCCAUCUCCUCGCUGGGUGGGAUCGGGUCCAGCAUGGCAUCCGACCCCAUCUUGGGCAGCUGCACCUCCGUGAACACCGUGUGCUCGGACAGCGACCGGCCCGUCAGCCUCAGCUCCUCGGCCUCCUCGGCCUCCCUGCAGGACAGCCAGAGCGCUUUCGGCAGCAGCGGCGGGCUGGGGGGCUGCCCCCCGCCUUACCCCCACCACAACGGCAGCGACAUCAGCCUGGAUCUCACGCCGGUGGGCCUUCUGGAUGGGCCGGGAGAAGCCCCGCGGGGCGGCCUGCCACGUUGUGGCUGGUCGGCCAAGGAACGCCGCAUGAAGCUUUCCCACCUGGACCGGGUGGUGCUGGAGAUCGUGGAGACCGAACAGGCCUACGUCAGGGACCUCCGAAGCAUCGUGGAGGACUACCUGGGCUGCAUCAUUGACUGUGGGCACCUUCCCCUCAAUCCCGAGCAAGUCAACGCCUUGUUUUGCAACAUCGAGGACAUUUACGAGUUCAACAGCGAACUGCUGGAAGACAUGGAGCGGAACCCCAGCGCCCACGCCGUGGCCGAGUGCUUUGUCCAAAGAAGUGAAGAAUUUGAUAUCUACACCUUGUACUGCAUGAACUACCCCAACUCUGUGUCGGUGCUGCGGGAAUGCAUGGAGCACGACUCCCUGGCCAAAUUCUUCCGCGAGAGACAAGCCACGCUGUCGCAUUCGCUGCCCCUGGAGACGUACCUGCUGAAGCCUGUCCAGCGGAUUCUGAAGUACCAUUUGCUGCUACAGGAACUAGUGAAACAUUAUGACAAGAGCAGCCCUGGCUACGACGCCGUGGAAGAGGCUAGCAUCACUAUGACGGCCGUAGCUUGGUACAUCAAUGACAUGAAGCGCAAGCAGGAACACGCCACGCGGCUGCAGGAGAUCCAGGGGCUGUUGGUGGGCUGGACGGGCCCAGAGCUGGGGGCUUUUGGGGAGCUGAUCCUAGAAGGGCAGUUCCGGGUGCCCCGGGCACGCAAGGAGCGGGUCUUCUUCCUCCUCAGCAAGGUGAUCCUGAUUGCUAAGCGGCGCGGCGACGCCUUCGUCUACAAGAGCCACAUCUUUUGCUGCAAUCUGGCCCUGCAAGAGAACACAAAGGAUCCGAUGAGCUUCAAAAUCUCCGAUCUUUCCAUCCCCAAACAGCAGCACGUGGUCCAGGUGAAAAACCAGGAAGAAAAACGACUCUGGAUCCAUUACCUGAAGCGGUUAAUAGUGGAGAAUCACCCAGCAUCCAUUCCUCAGAAGGCUAAGCAAGUCCUUCUGGAAAACAGCUUCCAGAGUUCCCCAGAGAUUUUCUAUAGUCCAGAGUCCCCCCAAAAGCCCCUGCCUUCUCCACGGCCGGACGAGUCCAGGGCAUGUGCUCGCAGCAGGCGGCAAUCAGAGCCCCCGGAAUACAUGUACAGUCCAGAGAGAGCCCGGCGAAGCUGCCCCAUCUUACAGCUGGAGAAGAGCGGUUCAUAUCGUCGUGGCCGCAGGCAAUCUGAGCCAGCCAAGGAGUCGCAGGUCCUAUUUCAUCAGGCGAGUAAGUCCCUGUCACUCCUUGUUCCGUAUCACGCUGACAGCGACGGAGAACUGUUCCCAGCUGCCGAGGCCCUCCGGCCUUCCGGCACCUCCUGCACUCUGGCUUCCAGCAAGGCGGAGGCUGAAGAGUCCGACCAGGACGAAGGGGAGGUGGAGUUCUCUUUGGCCGAAGAGCCAAUCCCCACCAACCUGUCCAUCACCGAAGAGAUCCUGGAACUACUCAGCCAGCGGGGCCUGGACAAGGAAGGCAGAAGGGAAGGGGCGUUUUUGGGAGAAGGCAGCCUGGAGCCAAGCGGCCUGCCUCCGCAGGAUCAACCCCUCCAAAGCAAUACCUUGGAAGAACUGGAGGAGAAGGCGGAGGAGGAGGAGGAGGAGGAGGAGGAACUCCAGGAGGAUGCACCCUUGGGUGCCAGCCACGUUCCAUCCCAAAGAGACCCCCGCCAGGAAGGACCUCCGCCGAUGCUUGGUCACCCCGUUGCCAGCGACUCUUCGGAAAAAGAGCAGCAGCAGCAGCAGGAAGAAGAGUUGAGCGGCCCGUCUCCUCUGCAUGUCCUGGAGGACUUGGCCUCGGAGGAAGCCUGUGCGAAGCCAGAGGAGGCGGCCAGCGCUGCCUCCAUGGAGCCGGGGGCAAUGGACGGGGAGAGCCCGCCCCCUGACCGGUCCAGCCAGCCCGACGCGUGCCUCCCGAGCUCAUUGGUGGUCUUGAGCAGAGACGAGAAGAGGGCCACGGCAGACGGUGGGGCCAAGCGGGACUCCACGUUGACCAGGGAUGAUUGGGUGCUGAUUGAGAAGAUCAAAAGCUACUACGACGGGCUGGAAGCGGUGAGCAAAGUGCCGGAGCUGGGCAAGAAGGACUGUGCCCCUCCUGUGCCUGCCGGAGUGGUCCGAGAGUCCGUCCUCCGGUUCAAUAGCAUCUUGAGGCAGAACGACGCCCAGGAUGGGGAAGUGGGAGGGGCCAAGCAUAGGAGGCUCCGCCUGCAGCACGGCGCCACCAGCCACGAAAGUCCUAGCAGGAGCCGAAGCCAAUCCUGUCAUGCCCAACAGCCUUCCUGCCACGAAGAUUCCGAGGAGGGGCGGAGUCAGCUGCCUACAAGCCCGGAACUUUCCAAGAGGGGGCGGAGCUGUUCUGAUGGGGGCCAAUCACCAGAAGGCUCCAAACAUUCCAGCAGCGAUGACGCCCACGCCUCCCAUGCCUGCUGUGAGAAUUCCGAUAAGGGGUGGGCCCAGUCUGGCGACAUCCAGUCAAGAGCCACCCUGAAGGAUUCUGGGAGAGAAAGGAGCCAUGUGGGCUCGAGAAGUGGGCGUGGCACGGAGGAGGAGCCAGCAGAGUCUGAGUUCAAAUCCUGCGCAGAGAUCCGGAGGGCUUGGCAGGAGAAGGAACGGAGCACCAUGGACACCCCCAAAAAAGAGGCUAAAGGGGUGAACAGGGGAUCGUACCCCUCCCCUGAGAUGCCGGUGUACGCCGAACCUCUGUGCAUCGUGGAGGAUUCAGACCUGGAGGAACCCCCUUUGGUUUCAGACCAAGCGCCAGAGCAGGGAGCCCACGGCGCCAAGGCAAGGGAACCGCCGGGGACCGAGGUGGCCGAGGGGUCUCCUGGCUACCUCCCCUCCUUGGGUCUUUACGAGAACAACGGGGACCCGUGUCUUCUGGAGAACUCCGAACGCAUCAUUAGCAAAGUGCAAGCCCUGGCGAAGAUGUACAGCGAGAAGAUCAGCCGGAUGAAAGCGCAGAAGAGGGGCUUGGAGAGGCCGGGGGCGCGACCCCGGGGCCCCCACCGGCGGAUCCCUGGCCGGAGCUUGGUUGGGAUGGAGGAAGGGAGGCAAGGAGCCAGCAUCCCCCACUGUGAGCCACGCAUCUACGGCCACGUCCUCAUCCAUGAACCUCUCCACCACGUCAUCGGGGUGCAGGAGAACACGCCGCUUGUGGCCGCCACCCGGGGGACGGCCCUGGAGUUGCACAGUGAAAGGCCCCGCCCGCUUCUUUCUCCAGAUCUCCUGGGUCCCCUGCGGCAGGAAUUGCUGUGCCCGCUCUCGCAUCUCGCGCACGUGGAGUCGGGGCCUCUGCUGCCCAUCGGCACUGAGGAGGUUCCAGCUGUGCACCAAGGCAGAGAAGUCCCAGGAGGUCCCCAACGUCCCCUGUCCCCAGAGUGCAUCGCGGAUCCAACAGCCCCCUCCAAAGAUGGGCAUGCACCUCCACACCCCAGAGCCACAACCCAGAUGGCGAUUGGCGCCCCCAAAACAGAGGAAAGUGCAUGCCCACCCAAGCCAGGCAAGGAGAUGGAGGAGCAGACACCGCCGACUUGUGGGACUGUGGUCCAGCCAGGGAUUGCUGCAGAAACCGGGAUGUCCGGCCUUCCCCGAGAAUCACAACAGAGUCUCAGUGACGUGGAGGGCGAAAAACCGUCCACCUUCUCUGGCCCCGGAGAAGAAGCAAAGACUGGGUUAACCAGUUCCUCAGCGAUGCCCACGGCGGCGUGGGUCUCUCCAGAGAUGCAGGAUGAGUGUCCCUCCAUGAGAAGCAACAGCCCAGCAGAAAGCACCCCCAGGAGAAAAGAGCCCUCCCUUUUCCAGGAGAUAGCCGAGAGCAACAGAGCAGAUAAAGAGCUGCAGGUGUUGAGCCAAGAAGCCUCCAGAACCCAGUCUGGGGUUCACAGCUGGGGGAGCCCGAAUUCUAGCCCUGGCCCGGAGCCGUCGAAGGCCACCGCUCCCUUCCUGCGUGCUUCCUCUGGGAUUGCGGCCCUCUCACCCCCCAGGGUGGGGGCGCCUGCCCAGGAAGCCCCCGCCACAAGCCAUCCCGAUUUCCAAGCUGGGGCGGCAGCAAAGCCUCCGGCAGCCGCUCAAGAGCAGCACCUGGGGGCGCCCCUUUCAAAGCUCCUCCCCUCCUCGCCCGUCCGCAGGUGCCUCUCCUCCAGCGCCGCGGCCAUUUCCAGGUACAUCGCGGCCUCCUGCAUCAGCCAGAGCCUGGCCAAGAAGAACGGCGCCCCUCCGCACGAGGAGCUGCAAGUGCCUUUCAGGCCCCUCGCCCCCGGCCGGGCCCUCCCCAGAGCUCCGGCCAACCCGUUAGCUCUGCUCCCCAAAGGGGCCCCCAAGGGCCGCAGCCAUGUGGCGAAAGCAGAGGCCUUGAUCCCGAGAGACGCUUCCAUGGCCGGUUCCAGCUCCCCUGGCUUCAGCUCCGGCCCGCUCUCGCCGACCCGCCAGAGGGCCGCCUCGGCGGCGGCACACGCCUUGGUACGCCGCGCUCCCUUCUCGUCCGCCUCGGAGCCCAACUCCAGAGUGCAGUCUCCCUGCCCUGCGAAGCCCAGGGUGUGCUCUCCUCCUCCAGCCGGGCCCCGUGCGUUCACCUUCACCCCCUUGUGUGUCCAUCCUCCCGGGCAACCGCCUGGCCACAUCACAGCCCCGGUGCCGCUGACGCCGCACUCCGCCACAGGGGCGACCACAUUAGCUCAGUUUGCUCGAUUGAAGGGCAACAGCCUCCCCGACAGCGGGUCGACAGAGAGCCUGGUCAUCAACGGGGAGCAGGAGUCAUCAGGGUGUGUCCCGGGGCCUCCCCACAACAACUCUGGCCCAGCCCCCAGAGGAUGCCCUGGUUCUCACGACUUAGGCAGCAUCAAAUGGCCAAAUGUGCCCGGCCUGUGCCUGAAGUAUGUGAACAGAGAACGUAGGUUGAGUCCCCAGAGGAAGCAACUUGAGGCGCCGGGCUGCCAAAACUCGGACUCCCCCAUAACUCUGGACGCAGCUCGAUCCACAGACAAGAGCCAACAGAAGGCCAGUUAUUCGACUACGGUCAACAUCCAAAUUGGUGGCAGCGGUAGGAUCUCUUCCUUUAGUAAUGCCCAGGUCAGCCUAACUCAUCCCCUCCUGGCCACGCCGGAGCAACUGAGUGUCAGAAAGGUCAAUUGCAGUGCCUUGGAGACGCCACCCAAAACGUGAUCCGGCACCUUCAGUGGCUCAAGGCACUAGCUGGGACCUACUUUUCAGAUCUUGUCCGGGCCUGGGAUCAACCCUAAUGCUGCACUCAGAGAAGGGUGGAGAGGCAGAAAGUGUGGAAAGGUUUGAAUUGAGAUGAAGGAGUCUGGCAAGGCAUAGCCGUUCCAU
This is a messenger RNA of Elgaria multicarinata webbii, 5769 nucleotides long. RefSeq names its product pleckstrin homology and RhoGEF domain containing G2 (gene PLEKHG2). Gene Ontology annotation, biological process: regulation of actin filament polymerization. Bases 70 to 5604 code for a protein of 1844 amino acids. The transcript is spliced from 18 exons. Gene Ontology annotation, molecular function: guanyl-nucleotide exchange factor activity; small GTPase binding. The record is from RefSeq and is a predicted model, not a curated record. NCBI's taxonomy places the organism in Eukaryota, Metazoa, Chordata, Lepidosauria, Squamata, Anguidae.